GCGUACAGCUGGUUUAGUUUACAUCGGUUCAGUCGAGAAACAUGAAAUUCCUGGCAGUGCUCGCCCUCUUCGUGGUGGCCGUUUCGGCUUCCGUAAUCCCACAGCGCGAGGAACGCAUCAUCGGAGGUUCCGUGGCCGCGUCCGGACAGUUCCCGUACUCCGUCGGUCUGAUCACCCGUAUCAACAUUCUGCUGUCCGGACAGUGCUCCGGAUCGUUGAUCUCAGCUCGUUUCAUCCUCACUUCGGCUAGCUGCGUCAGCGGUAUCCAGAGUGCUGUUGCUGUCAUCGGAGGUCUUCGCAUCAACGAUUCCACCGAACCUGGUCAGACCCGCAUGACCGUCAACGAAUUCAUUGUCCACACCGGUUAUGAAGAGGGUAUGGAGAACUUCGAUGUUGCCUUGGCCGUUCUGCCAGCUCCAGUUGCCUUCACCGAAAAUGUUCGCCCAGUGCGUCUACCAAACCGUCGCCAGAUCGAUGCUACCUUUAACGGCCAGCAGGGUACCUUCAUUGGAUGGGGACGUUUCGGAGAGGGAACCACCAACUCGGAUGUGCUGCGUUUCGGUCGCUCCCAGGUCAUCACCAACUUGGCUUGCCGUUUGAGUCUGCCAACCAACACCAUUUUGGAUGAGCAUAUCUGCACGUCUGGACUGGAUGCUGCCGCGAAUGCUGGAUCUCCAUGCCAGGGAGAUAGCGGUGCUCCGUUGACCAUUACUGACGCCGACGGUAUCACCACCCAGAUUGGUGUGUUCUCGUUCCACUCGAUCUUGGGAUGCGACAGUGGCCGUGCUGCCGUCUACACCCGCAUGUCCGCCUAUCUCAACUGGAUCGAGCAGAACUCGGAUGUUGAAAUUGCAGAUGACUUCUAAGUUUUCUGUUACUGAGUAUAGAUUGUGAUCUUGAGAAUAGUCAAAAUAUACAUUUCGUUAUCUAACAAUUA
Molecule: messenger RNA, 937 nt
Organism: Aedes aegypti (yellow fever mosquito)
Lineage: Eukaryota; Metazoa; Arthropoda; Insecta; Diptera; Culicidae
Product: collagenase
Exons: 2
Coding region: 42-866 (274 amino acids)
Biological process (GO): proteolysis
Molecular function (GO): serine-type endopeptidase activity
Source: RefSeq, a predicted model, not a curated record